CUGCGAUUCGGUUAAUUUUGGCAGACUGUUUGGAUAUCCAGGGGGGAUACGCAUCGAUGGUUUAAUAAUAAUAUUAUUGUUUUAUUAUCGUGUUGUCACGUAUAGUCGAACGAAAACAAAAAAACACGAACAAUAGAGCAAUUAUUAUCUAUAAUAUCUUCCGCCCAAUCAAUUAACGCAACACACAAUUUUAAACAAUUUGAAUAAUUAUUCGUCAAUUGGUAAUGCUCAGUCAGUUUUAAUUUUCAUUAUUAUAAUAACGUUUUGUAUAAAAUAAAUAUCCCAAUUUCACCUAUUUCAAUGACAGCAGUCUGCUGGUGAUUUGGGUUUUACUAGUAAAAUCUUCCUUUGAGGUUUAACUAUACCUAGUCAAAAUCGUGAAAAUGUCUAUGAACGGCAAAGAAACUUCAUUUACAUCAUCGGACGCCAGAAAUGAGAAAAUCACUGCUGCAAAAAUGCCCUAUAAGAGCUACAGACCUAGGUCUGUGUCUACAUGUUCAACAGAUUCAUGUAGUUCUGCAAGCUUGUCUGAAGAUGAUACUCCAGUUAGGUCUAAAAAACAACAAAAUAGUUCUGGAUUUAGUGAUUUUUGCAUUAAAGAUAUUAGGCUCAAAGACUUUGGAAGGCGUGAAAUUGAAUUUGCUGAACAAGGUAAUGAACAAUAUAGUUAUGCAUAUUAUAUAAGCUAGAUAAUAAUUAAAAAUAUUUUUAAUUGUCAUUUAUUUAUACAUUAAAAUCUUUGGUA
This is a messenger RNA of Acyrthosiphon pisum (pea aphid), 745 nucleotides long. Its product is annotated as putative adenosylhomocysteinase 3. The record is from RefSeq and is a predicted model, not a curated record. The transcript has 3 exons. Bases 384 to 689 code for a protein of 101 amino acids. NCBI's taxonomy places the organism in Eukaryota, Metazoa, Arthropoda, Insecta, Hemiptera, Aphididae.